Molecule: messenger RNA, 1989 nt
Organism: Bombus pyrosoma
Lineage: Eukaryota; Metazoa; Arthropoda; Insecta; Hymenoptera; Apidae
Product: inositol-tetrakisphosphate 1-kinase-like
Exons: 5
Coding region: 466-1584 (372 amino acids)
Biological process (GO): inositol trisphosphate metabolic process
Cellular component (GO): cytoplasm
Molecular function (GO): magnesium ion binding; ATP binding; inositol-3,4,5,6-tetrakisphosphate 1-kinase activity
Source: RefSeq, a predicted model, not a curated record
UGAAUAUUUAUGAUUUGAAAGGACCAUUAAAUAUACGAUGAAAAAUAUCAUGAAAGUAUUGUAAAUAAAAUGAUAAUUUUAGAUAAUCAUGUUAUGUAUUGGAUUAUUAUAAGUGUCGUGUAAUUGAGCAUGAAUAAUGUGAAAUGUGCUUGUCAUUAUUAUAUCGCAAUAACCUGUGAUCAUUUAUUACACUAUCUAAAAUAAAUAUAACGAUAACCCAAGUUGUACAUGAGAAUAAGAUUUGAGAAAAUAUUUUGCUUUAAGAAAAUAAACUGAUUGUGUAAAAUGUAUAUAACCAAAGGGAAUACAAUAAUACUGUGAAGUAUUUUUUAGAUCAUGCAAACAUAACCUUACAUUUCGGGAAAAAUAUGAAAUUAGUUGAGGCAAGAAUCUCUGAGACAACGCAUUAAUAGAGUAUAAUUUACCUAACGAUUAUUAUUGAGAUAAUGUACUGUAUGCGCUUUAAUGGAUAAAAAUUAUAUUCGACAUAAGAAAACAACGCGAAAAAAAAUGUGCGACAAGUAUGUCAUCGGUUACUCGAUAUCCGAAAAAAAGCGACAAAAAUUUAAUUGGAAUGACUUUUGUAGCGUUUGUGAGUCUGAAGGGUUUCUAUUAAAAAUGAUUGAUAUAAACUCUGAUCUUGAACCUCAGGGACCAUUCCAUGUUUUUAUAUACAAAAUGACAGACAAACUAGCACAUGCUGAAUAUGGUGAUCAAUAUGCCAAAGCAAUUAUCUCAAGAAUGAAAGAAUACUUCUACCAACAUCCUGAAAUAAUAGUUAUCGACCCUUUGGACAAUAUUAGGAUUUUAAUAAAUCGUUAUAAAUCGUAUGAAAUCUUACAAGAACAGCUACAACUCGAUGGGGUAUUUACUCCGAGGUUUGUAGAAAUUAAAGGUACAAAUGCUAUUGAGAAUAUAUCACUGUUAAAAAUGGCAGGUAUUAAGUUCCCAUUUCUUUGUAAACCACUUGUGGCUCAGGGUUCCAACGAUGCACAUAAGAUGAUGGUGAUUUUUAAUGAAGGGGGUGUGAAGGAUUGUCAGCCUCCUUGUGUGGCUCAACAAUUUAUUAACCAUAAUGCAAUUCUUUAUAAGAUAUAUAUAGUUGGAGAAAACUUUCAUGUAGUCGAAAGACCUAGUUUCAAAAACUUUUAUGAAGAAGACUGUACUGCAUUAAACACAAUAUUUUUUAGUUCUCAUGAUAUAUGUAAGAGCGAUUCGAGGUCUAAAUGGUCAAUUCUGACAGAGGAAGACAUUCCAUUAACUGUAAAACCGAAACAUGAAAUACUAAAGAAGAUUGUUAAGAGAGUUACAGAACUUUUUGGAUUGCUUUUGGUUGGUGUGGAUGUUGUUAUUGAAAAUCAUACCGAAAGAUAUGCGAUCAUAGAUGUAAACAUGUUUCCUGGGUAUGAUAGUUAUCCUAAUUUCUUUGAACAAUUAAUAAGCUGCAUAAAGAAGCUAUCAAUUGAAAACAGAGAUUUGCAGCAGCAUUCUAAAAUUUAUACACUAAAAAAGUGUUUAAGCGAUGACUUGGAUUCUGGCUUUGAAAGCGACGAAAAGAAAAAAUAUUCUACAAAAAAUAAAUAAUAUAAAUAACAAGAAAAUGAAGGAGAUUAAUAAAUAUAUCAAACUGAUAUUCCAGUUCACUAUAUUGUAACAAGUACAAAGUGAUAUCAUUUGAUGAAGCAAUGUAUGCUUUUUUUAUAAUGAUUUAUUUUAUGUUUACCCUUGAUGGUAUUUGAAACUGUUAUAGCAGAUCUGCGUUUUGUGACCUCGCUACUUUCUAACAUUUUUGGGUUGUUUGUUCAUGGUACAUAGUUAUAAUAGGGAAAGAUUAAUUUUGUUUAUUAACUAUAUUGACAUUUUUUUUAAUAAAUUUUGCCCAUUAUGGUAAGAAACGCAUGACUGCCAAAGAAUAUUUUGUACUUUUCACUUGUAUACUAUAUUUGCAUAAAUGGUUGAAUAAAACACCUCUGGGAUUAAUAUAUGUAA